Messenger RNA from Alligator sinensis (Chinese alligator), 5197 nucleotides. RefSeq names its product coiled-coil domain containing 85C (gene CCDC85C). The coding region runs from base 112 to 1326 and encodes 404 amino acids. Gene Ontology annotation, cellular component: apical junction complex. Lineage: Eukaryota; Metazoa; Chordata; Crocodylia; Alligatoridae. The record is from RefSeq and is a predicted model, not a curated record. The transcript has 7 exons.
UUUUUUUUUAUAUUUAUUUAAAAAAAAAUUUUUUUUUGUGACUAAGUCCCCAGGGGGAAAAUCAGUUCUUUUUUUUCCCCCUCACAAACGGACGCUGCUCUAGACAGGAACAUGGCCAAAAUUUCCUUGGAGGAGUCGAGAGAAGACUUGAGCAAAAUAUCUGAGGAGGAAUUGAUGAGAUGGAGCAAGGAAGAGCUGGUGAAAAGGCUGCGGAAAGUAGAGAAUGAGAAAAUGAACCUGAUGGUGGAGCAUGGCAACUUAAUGAAGGAUGUGAACCGGAGGCUGCAGGUUCACCUGCACGAGAUCAGGGGGCUGAAAGAGGUCAACCAGAAACUGCAGGAUGACAACCACGAACUGAGAGAGCUCUGCUGCUUCUUGGAUGAUGAUCGGCAGAAGGGCAAGAAGCUGUCCAGGGAAUGGCAGAGGUUUGGGCGGCACACGGCCAGCGUGAUGUGGAAGGAAGUUGGGGUGUAUCAGCAGAAGCUGAAGGAGCUGGAGGCAAAGCAGGAGUCCCUCAUGAGGGAGAAUGUGGAGCUGAAGGAGAUAGUCCUCAUGUUAGAUGAAGAGAGAAAUGGAGCUGGCUCCAGGAGCUCCAUAGACAGCCAGGCCAGUUUGACCAAUUUGAACGGGGGCUCUGGCACCAGGGAUGUGGGGGAUGGCAGUAGCACCUCGAGCACUGGCAGUGCAGGGAGCCCAGAUCACCACCACCAUCACCUCAACCAUCACAAACCCGUUGACAAUAAGGCUGGAGCCAUAAGGAGAUCUAUGGACGAUUUGUCUGCACCUCUUCACCACAGGAGUAUCCCCAAUGGCCUCAAUGAUUCAUCUUCCAACUAUAUCAGGCAACUUGAAACAAAAGUCAAACUGCUGGAGGAUGACAAUAAACUCCUUUCUCAGCUGGCUGACCGCAACUGCUUGCCAAGAAAUUUCAUUAAGCAGUCUAGCACUGGGGAUUUGAGGACUCUAAGAAAAGGGUUAUCCCCGUACCACUCUGAAUCACAGCUGUCGUCAUUGCCGCAGUAUCAAGAUGCCAUGCAAAAUGGCCCAACUCGUAUCACUCCCGAUCUUGCUUCCUCUCCUUCAGCAGGAUAUGUCCCUGUGGGUCAGAAACCUGAGGCUGUUGUGCAUGCUAUGAAGGUCCUUGAAGUCCAUGAAAAUUUGGACAGGCAAAUGCAAGAUAACUAUGAAGAAGACCUGAGUGAAAAGGAGAAAGCAAUUGUUCGUGAAAUGUGCAAUGUUGUCUGGCGAAAGCUGGGUGAUGCAGCCAGCUCCAAACCAUCCAUCCGGCAGCACCUUUCUGGAAACCAAUUCAAGGGUCCAUUGUAGGAACAUUGAAUUGAAUACUGGGAACCACACUGUAAAGAACGAGAGAGUUAAUUGUUUCUAGCUGCCAGUUUUUGGGGGUGUUUUUUUUGGUAACUGUUUAUAUUGUAAAUAUGGCAGCUAAUGGCCUAGUCUGCAGGCUUGGGUGCUCUGGAACCUACGUUAAAUGGGUCAACCAGACUUGUGUCAUUUGUAUUGUAGUGCGAAUCUGCUUCGUUGUACGGUCUGUAUGUAGAAUUACGUAACACGAGAGAAUUUGUAGGAGGAAAAAAUGAAACCUUAACCUGUGGCGAUGUUACGAUUUGUAUCGCUUGUGUCCACCUGUUGUUAAUUGAUACCUAGGCUGGCAGCUUUCAGCGUGGUUUUGGAACCUCCCGAGGAAACAGCAGUCUGAAUCCGCUGGCUUGUUGGCUAGCCGGUUCUUGAGCUACUAACGCUGCUUCACGAUCCUUACUUUUGGCGGGGGGGGGACAUGCAACUGUUCUCAGGAGAUGCUGUAUGAAAUACUUUUGUGGAGCAAGAAAACAGUGAGAAAGCACCUCGUAUGUUGAACUCUGUUGACCACGACAAGUAAGUAGUGGACAUGCAGAAUAACCCGAGGAGGCUCCAUUUCAGCUGCCUAGUGAACUGCUCUUUGUGGAAUAUAUGACACUUAAGAUUUCUGCAGUCAUAAUGUGAAUAACUUUCAGUCCUUUAGCCACACACACCAGUAUUCAGUAUAAAAACAGUAACACUGUUCCUGUAAAGCUUUUGCUGUAAAACACUUUAACGGAGAAGAGUUUCCUCAGCAACGUUUAUGGCGCACAGUAUCUGUGAAGGAAGUUCAUCCCUUGGAGCCCGGUGUUUCAAUAAGUAGCUUGCUGAAAAGAGUGUUUUAACGGGCUUGUUGAAGUCCCCAACUAAAUUGGUUACUUUUCAAUGUAACCAAAGCAACAAUCUUUCAAAGCUGAAUAAAAACUACGUAAACACAGGCUGUCAGAUAAGACUGCUGCUGCCAUUUAAGCUUUAUUUUUGUUAAUGAACCAAAAUGCGUGGGUUUUUCUCUUUCGAGCUGCUGUAUAUAACACAAUAUAUUUCAUCCUUUUUUAUUGUGGAGUAGCUGCUUGCAUAGCCAUAGUAAGUCUUCCCCGCCCUCCCCCACCUUCCCUUUCUCUUUCAUUUUGUCACCCCAUCUGGUCCUGUAUUUCUUUGACUGUUCCUUCCCUUUCCCCCCAGAUUGUUCACAGGAAACUGGGCUUGGUUAUUAACCCACCACUGUAAUAUAAGUUUAAAGGGAGGUGCAUGUAAGCUUAAUGCCACCUCUUCAAAAAUUUCAUUGGUUUUGGUGAUUGGUUUGAAGCUUUCAUAACUUCCAGUUUUGUCACUUUCCCUCUAGAAGAAUCGGUCACAAUUGCCUAAAACGCAGUUGAAUUAGCUGGAAAGGUUAUUGCUGGUAGAGGCAUCUGUUUGUAUUAGCUGUGAGUUCUGGACUAGGGUUUGCCUCUUACUAUGAAGCACCUAUGCAAAAGCAGGGAGGGAGCCAGUUCUGCAGAUUGUCAAAUAGGUGUCUAUCCCAUUGUCUCUAAUGAGACCACUCACUUGAGUAAGGACUUUGCAGGAUUGGGUUCUCGACUGGUAAACAAGAAGGAAGAUGGACAAAAUAAACAUUAACUGGUUAAUGUAAAAAACCCUUGUUUACUCAGGACAGAAGUCUAACUGGGGACAAGAAAUGAAGAACGAGAGAGAAGUGAUUGACAAGACAAAACAAAACAAAACAAAACAAAACAAAACAACCAGCUGAUUCUCGAUUCAAGGUAGUUCACUUCUUGCUAAAGCCUGUCAGGUGCUAUUGUGUUGACCAGUGUAACUCUAUAGUAGCUUUAGGCAUUCAGUGUAGCCUAGAAAAAAAUAUCUUCAAAGACGGCAUUCUGCUUACUUUUAAAUAUUUGACAUCUUUAAAGGAUUCCAGAUUUCCUCCUCUUUGACUUAUUUUGCCCCAUUUUCAUCACGUGCCUGUCUAUACUAUCCAUUUGUGACUUUUCUUCAUUGUCCUGAAUUUUUCUAAUAUGAAGGGGUGAUGCAGAAACAUGGCUUGCUCCUUACAGAAUGAGAGAGCAAGGAAAGGUUUAAUUUUUCCUGUGCGCCAUCAAAUGUAUAUAGGACUGCUUUAGUCCAUCUAGUUGAAUAACCACUUUAAUUAUAGCAGUAUCCAGCCCAGAAGAUUAGGCAGUUUUCAAGGCUUUUGGGGCAGGAUUGACUGACUUUAGUGAACUGCAGCUAAAGCAGGGCAGACGUUGGCAAUAGACUUUGUAGAUUUAAUUGUACUGAUGAAGUGUUUGCUGUUUUAGGAGUAUAUUAGAUUAGCACAUAGGCAUUUAGUGAUUCCCUCUCAACAAAACUAUGAGCUACACUAGCCAGUUUACUAGUUUCACUAGCUAUGAAAUAUUCACCCACAUUUUCCUUUAAUCAGAUUUUUCUCUUUCAAAAUCCUUUUGGUAGCUUCAAGAUUUUCUGGUUCUACUUGCAGAUUUCAAACUCAAAAUACAGGGGAAGCAGCACUAUAUUUGAGGCCUGUUUGUGCUGUAAAUCUUUGGAGAGCUGCCUUCCAAGGCAGUCAAUGUUUUACUCAAACCACUGAAUGCUCCUUUAUACUAUUAUGGUAAGAGUAUAUUUUGUAGAGCCUCCACUCCUCCAAAAAAAAUUUCCUGCCCAGGCAUAUGCAUCAAAGGUCUGGGAGGCCCUCAUGCAUACACCAUGAUCCAGGAGGAUCAGAAGUUGCCACCAUGUUUUGUAGAAUUCUGUUUGAUGGCAUAUGCCCCAAAUAUACAACGUGCGUUGUGGAUUUUACAAACAUCCAUGAAAUCUAGUGCUGUAUGUUUUCUUUCCUUUUUUAAAGCUUGCUACUCAUCAUAUUAGCUCUGUUUGAGCUAAAAGCGUCUUCCGGGGGGGAGGGGGAAAUAACACUCAAUGACUUUACAGGAUGACUUGGGUGCUAAAUUUUCAGUUGUCUAAAAGUGUUUUAUAUACGCAUUCAAUUCACUUAACUAUGCUCCAAGUCUGCAGUGAAACUACCUGAGAAGCUUUGUAUAAUAAGUUGGAGGGAAAGCUCCCUUGAAAGUGGCCAUUAAAUUGAUACACUUGGGGCUACUAGCCCAGUCUCCUUACUCAGUCUUGAGGUCCAAAAUCCUGAAGCUCUGCGACAAGCAAAGUUUCCAGAGACUUCAAAUGGAGUUUUGCCUGCCUUAGGAAGGUGGAAUCAGGACUGUUAAGUUCUUUGAGAGACUGAAGCAAAUAGCAUUUCCAUGCCAAUUUUUGCAAUGCUGUGGUGCAACCCAUGUCAGGUGGCUCUUUGCACCUUUAGUAAGACUGCUGAGCACAACCUUGUUUAAGAAUGGCACAUUUGUAUCCAAAUAUUAUUAGAUAUAAAUCAGUGUUAAAGUGACCUUUUAUCUUUUUAGAUACAGGGGGGGAAAAAGUACUACUGAUCUUUUUCAAACAAAGUGCAUGACUGUAAAGUGAUAAAAUUGUAUAUUUUUCAUAAUGUGGGGAAAGUCUAUUUGUGCUGCUUUUGAAAUCAGUUUGAAGUUAUGAUUUCUGUUAAACCUGUGAUCUUUACAGCCCUGAUAUAUUUUCUGUAUAUGAUUUACAAAAAGAGAGAACUGGAGAAAAUUAGCACCUGCUGUUGUGUACAUAGCAAAAAUCUUUAGACUUUAGCACGCAUUUAUACCUUUUAUUGAACCACUUUGGCUUUUUUGGGGGAGGAAAAAAAAACAGUACAGAUUUUUUUGAUAAUGUGUGUAAAACAUUCAUUUGAAAUAUUUUAGUAAAAAUGAAGUAAGAGAUUGUGAUAGUGUAUACUUUCAGUUGAAUAAAAUAAAGUACAUUCUUUGUAAAA